This is a messenger RNA of Paramecium sonneborni, 2788 nucleotides long. NCBI's taxonomy places the organism in Eukaryota, Ciliophora, Oligohymenophorea, Peniculida, Parameciidae. The record is from the annotation of a GenBank genome assembly.
AUGGGUUGUGGAUCUGCUAAGCCCCUUGAUGUUCAAGAUACUCAAUAAAUUAAAACUACAAGUAACCAUUCAAAAUCUUCAAGUUCUUCAUCAAUAACUUAGACUGAAACUACUAAAUUAUAUAGAAGAGGUUCUUUCAAUAUUAUAAUAUUUAGCAAAUCAUCUUAUAAAAAAUCAAAAGUAUGAUUAAGCAACACAACUUUUAGAAAGAAUUUUAGAAAUUGAUCCUGAGUAUAUCGAUGCAUAUUACUCUAAAGGUCACAUAUUUAAAUUUAUCACUCUCUAGGUAUCAUACAACUUGAUUCAAAUAAUCUAGAAUCUGCUUAAAAAUAUUUUUAAAUCACACUUGAAAAAUAACCAAAUCAUGCUCUUGCUCUUAAUGAAUUAGGUUUCAUUUCAUAUUUUAUAUUCUAGCAAGUAUAAUGAUUUAAAAUAAAUCUUACUAACAAGCUUUAGGAUUUCUAGAAAAAGGAUUUCAAUCUAAUCCUGGUAUACCUGACAUUAAUUAUGGAUUAGGUAUUUCAUUUUCACUUAUAAUUAGGAUAUGUUUUAUCAAGAUUAAAAAGAAAAAAUGAAGCAAUUCAUUAUUUUGAUUUAGCUAUUAAAUAAGAACCUACUAAUAAACAUUAUUAUGUUAGUAAAGCAACUACCUUAUCUGAUUUAUAAUAAUAUGAUAAUGCAUUGUAAACUAUUUAGAAUGCAUUAAACAUCGAUUCAGAAUAUAUUGAUGGAGUAUAAGCAUUAGGUAAAAUUAUAAUUUUAUCAUCUAGCAUAUAUCUAUCGUCAAUCUAAAUAAUAUGAUAAACUAGAAGAAGUCUGUAAUCAAAUUCUAAAGUUAGAUAAUCAAAAUUAUUUUGCCCUUAAUUGCAAACAAGAAAUUCAAAAAAAAUCAGGAAAGUAACCUCAAAUUCCAUUAAAAUAAAUUACUGUUGAAGAUUAACUCAAAGAAGGUUUUAUCUAAUCAUAAUUUUAUAGCUUUUUAAUUGUAAUAAGAUUAAAAGCUCACCUAAGCUUUAGAUCUCUUAAAUUCAAUCUUAGAUAAAAAUGCUUCUUUAUUAUAAGCCUUAAGAUUAAAAGCUUAAAUUUAAAUUUAAUUCAAAUUAUAAGCAGGCUCUCUCAUCACUCUUAAUUAAAUUCUCACCAUCUAACCUAAUGAUAUUGAUGCGUUAAAAGAAAAAGGUAUAAUAUUCAUUUAAUCAUUCCAGUCAAAAUUUUAGAAUACUUAAAUAAAAAUGAAGAACUCUUAAAAUGUUAUGAUUCUAUCCUUGCAUAAUAAUCAAAUUUUGAAAUAAUGGAAAAAAAAGGUUAAAUUAAAAAUUAUUCUUAGCCUCUAUUUUGAUUAAACUUGAUAAAAUUUAGGAAGCAUCACAAAUUUAUGAAUAUUUAUAUUCCUAAUCAAAUUAAGAUGAUCCAAAUAUUUUUAUUAUUAGAGGUAUACUUAAUUCUAAAUUAGGAAAGUUACUUUAAACAUAAAAAAAAUUUGAUGAUGCCAUUAUUUGCUUGAAUGAUGGACAUUCUAAAUUCCCAUUAAAUAUAGAAAUUUUAAAUUUAUUAGCACUUAUAUAUAAAAUUACAAUGAAGGAAUAAUUAGCUCUUGAAGUUUAUUAAAAAAUCCUCAAUAUUGUACCAUCUAAUUAAUAAUACUUAUAUGAAAAAGGUUUAAAAUUCUUUCAAUUAUGAUUAGGAUUAAUAUUGUUUAGAUUAAAUAACUUUAGUGAAUCAUUUGAAAUUUUUUCAUAAUUGGAAAAAAGCUAAUAUACCUAAAAGUUAGAUUAUUAUAUUGGAAUAUGUCAUAAUGAAAAAAAGGAAUAUUCAGAUGCCUUAAAAUAUUUAAAUCUAUAUAUUAAGAAUGGAAAGGAAGAUUUAGAAAAAGUCUAUUUUAUUGUAAUAUUCUUAUUAAUCUAGAUGGGUUAAGCCUAUCUAUAUUUAUUGAAUUUUGAUGAAGCAAUUGAAAGUUACUUACGUUGUAUCUAAUUGAAUCCUAAUAACGCUGAAGCAUAUUUUUAACUUGGAAAUGUAUAUAAAUAAGAUAAACUAUUGGAAGAAGCUAAGAAAGCUUAUGAAUAAGCUCUCAAGAUCGAUAAUCAAAAUAAUUUGUAUAAAUAAACAUUAGGUAUUUAUUGAAUAAUGAUACAUCUUAGAAAAUUUGAUAAAUGAAAAAUCAUAUUUAUAAGAUUAUAGAAAUAGUCUUCUUUUUACAUUGAUUACAUUCAUUGGAUGUUGCUAAUUGGAUCCAAAAGCUAAUGAUUAUGAGAAAAAGUAAAAUGAAAAAUAUUUAACUUUAUUAACUCUUCUGGAAACACAUUUAAAAAAAAGAUUCAAAAAAAUUGACAAACAUUUCGAACAAUUAAAAGAAUUGAUUGGAUAAUCAUAUGAUAUGAAACUAACCUUGAUUGAUGUUUCUUUAUUUCCUAUUAUGUAAUUUUGGCAUAAUUAAAAAAUAUGUAAAAAAAAGAAAGAUAACAAUGAUUUGGUAGUUUCUAUGAUAAAUGCUAUUAAUACAUUAAUUAAUUCAAAUAGCGAAAAGAUAUUGAAUUUUAUUUAGAAUGGGGAAUCUUUAAAUAAUCGAUUCUGUGUUGAUUAUUUAUCGAAAUGUCAACAUGAAUCAUAUUAAAAGAGAAGUGGAAAUAUAGGAUUGUUUGAUGGAAUAAAAAUACUCGGUUUUUUAAUAAAAUACCAUAAAGAAUUCAAUCAGGAAACUUAAAGUUUUUCUGAGUUUAUCGCAGACAAAUAUUUUGUUGAUGAAAUAUAGAUUUUUCAUGAUUCAUAUUAUCAUUAAAAUGGUUGA